AUGUCGGUUUAUGGAAACUACUCCAACAAGCUGUUUAACGACCUAUGGAACGAUAUAGCACCUGGGUUUUACAACUACGGCAGAAUAUCACCUGAUGUAGAUGUCGAUACCAUCCCGGACUUGAAAAAGGCAAACGAGGAUAUGAUAGAGUAUAUUAUCUCAAACCAGGGGAUAGGACCAGACUCCAGGAUCCUGGACUUGGGAUGUGGGAAAGGAAUGUACACCGUGGGAAUUGCUAAACGCACGGGGUGUCACUUUGUAGGGACUGAUAUCAACCCGAAGUAUAUCGAGGAGUGUGAGGAGCUGGCUAAGACCCACGGAGUCAGCCACCAAGGAGAGUUCCUGAUUUCCCACAUGACCGGACCAGCAGCUGAGAUAAAAGACCAGACCUACACCCACAUCAUGGUUCUGGGGGCCAUGUACUACGCGCACGGCAACCUUAAGAAAUUCUUGGAUAACCUUGUCAGUUGUUGUGUUAAGGACACUAAGAUCUUCAUCUGGGACUUUGUCAGGAAUGUUGAAUGGGAGCUCUGCAAGGAGGCGAAUAGGCACCUGAAAAGACCUCACCCGAUUCUAACAAAAGACAAUGUUCUGGACCUUUUCAAGAAGACUGGUUUGGAUCUGGUAGACUUUGAGGACGCGACAAAGUUCAUUAUACCAGGGUAUAAGAUAAUGACGAGGGAAUGUAAGAAAAGGGAUCCUAAUAUGGAGGUUCUUACAUAUCCACUGGUGGGGGAAGCUUUUAUGGAGGGAUUGCUAGCUUAUGUGUAUUACUGCCUGAAAAUCAAGUCUUAGAGAUGCUCGUGAGACAAUCACCAGACACUUGACUAUUCUUUCUAGUUUCACCAGAGUUAAGAAACAUUAGUAUUACUGAAUACGUAUAAUGGGUUGCAUGCUUUAUAAAAACGUGUACAAAUGCAUUGAAUUAUUGAAUUGUUAUUAUUAUUGGUCGAUGGUGAAUUGUUUUUGUUUUUCUCCAAGUUUUUACUUACUUAGAGAUGAUCCUGAGACAAUCACCAGAAUACUUUUUUUAUUUUCACCAGAGUUCAGAAACAUUACUGAAUACUUAUAAUGGGUUGCACGCUUUUUAAAAACGUGUACAGAUGUAUUGGAUUAUUAUAUCGGGUCUCUAUAAGAGGUCUCGACUGCCU
This is a messenger RNA of Bolinopsis microptera, 1151 nucleotides long. RefSeq lists its product as uncharacterized. The record is from RefSeq and is a predicted model, not a curated record. NCBI's taxonomy places the organism in Eukaryota, Metazoa, Ctenophora, Tentaculata, Lobata, Bolinopsidae. The coding region runs from base 1 to 795 and encodes 264 amino acids. The transcript has a single exon.